Molecule: messenger RNA, 11716 nt
Organism: Nycticebus coucang (slow loris)
Lineage: Eukaryota; Metazoa; Chordata; Mammalia; Primates; Lorisidae
Gene: PRLR
Product: prolactin receptor
Exons: 12
Coding region: 645-2519 (624 amino acids)
Biological process (GO): cytokine-mediated signaling pathway
Cellular component (GO): signaling receptor complex; external side of plasma membrane
Molecular function (GO): cytokine binding; cytokine receptor activity
Source: RefSeq, a predicted model, not a curated record
AAGAAAAUCACUGUUUUGCCUCCAGCAAGGAACAUAAAUGUUGCAACACUGACUCCUCCUCUCAUGGAGAAAGAGUGAACAAGUGCACCGGGUUGAGCUGCUUCUCAAAGAGCCGCCGGACAGGGGACCGGAGCGGAGGCUGAAAUCCCCGGGCGCCGGUCCUCUGUACGCUGGUCCCUGGGCUGGACCCCCGCCCCCUUCCCUUUUCGGUCUCACUCUCCUUCCUUCGCGUAUCUCUGGAUUUUACUGGCUCUUGAUGAAACAGCUUUACACACGAUGGGUCUCCACGUCCUCGUGCAGGAAGUGCUCACGGACUGAUAUGGCAGACUUUGCUUCCCGGCCAAAAUUCACCUGACCAAGAAACUAUCUGAACUAUAUUUUUGCUGUGUGGGAAUUCCUCAUUCUCCUCUUUGCUGCAGAACACUUCUCCUCGUCAUAGAGGCAAGCACUGAGGAUGCUUUCCACGUGAACCCUGAAGCCAAUUUGAGAAGCAUGGGAAAUUGACAACAGGAUGUCCACCAGGCCACUGAUGAAAAAUCGUCCUGGAUAAACCACUAAGAAGAGGGUUACACAGAUAAGAAGAGAUCGACUAAACUUUUAAUGAGCCUCUGAUCCAUUUCCUGCGGCAAGAAAAGGGAGCCAACAUGAAGGAAAAUGUGGCGUCCACAGUGGCUUUCGUUCUGCUCCUUUUUCUCAACAUCAGUCUUCUGAAUGGACAAUCGGCUCCCGGAAAACCUAAGAUCUCUAAAUGUCGUUCUCCGGAAAAGGAAACAUUUACCUGCUGGUGGGAGCCUGGGACAGAUGGAGGACUUCCUACCAAUUACACACUGACUUACCACAAGGAAGGAGAGACAUUCAUCCAUGAAUGUCCAGACUACAAAACCAGUGGCCCCAACUCCUGUUACUUUAACAAGAAGCAUACCUCCAUAUGGAAAUUGUACAUCAUCACAGUGAACGCCACUAACCAGAUGGGGAGCAGCUCCUCAGAUCCACUAUAUGUGGAUGUGACUUACAUCGUUGAACCAGACCCACCUGUGAACCUGACUUUAGAACUAAAACAGCCAGAAGACAGAAUACCAUAUUUGUGGAUGAAAUGGUUUCCACCCACCCUGGUUGAUGUAAGAUCUGGUUGGCUCACACUCCAGUAUGAAAUCAGAUUAAAACCCAAGAAAGCACCUGAAUGGGAGGUCCAUUUUGCUGGGCAGCAAACACAGUUUAAGAUUUUCAGCUUACAUCCAGGACAGAAAUAUCUUGUCCAAGUUCGCUGCAAGCCAGAUCAUGGAUUCUGGAGUGAAUGGAGCCCAGAGAGCUCCAUCCAGAUACCCAGCGACUUCACCAUGAAAGAUACAACCGUGUGGAUUGUUGUGGCCGUUCUCUCUACCAUCAUCUGUUUGAUAAUGGUGUGGGCAGUGGCUUUGAAAGGCUAUAGCAUGGUGACCUGCAUCUUCCCGCCAGUUCCUGGGCCAAAAAUAAAAGGAUUCGAUACUCACCUGCUGGAGACGGGGAAGUCUGAAGAACUACUGAGCACCUUGGGAUGCCAAGACUUCCCCCCGACUUCUGACUGUGAAGACUUGCUGGUAGAGUUUUUAGAAGUAAAUGACAGUGAGGACCAGCAGUUAAUGCCACCCCAUUCAAAGGAACACCCAGGGAAAGGUGUGAAACCCCCACACCUGGAUCCUGACAAUGACUCUGGCCGGGGAAGCUGCGACAGCCCUUCCCUUUUGUCUGAAAAGUGUGAAGAACCCCGGGCCAACCCCUCCACAUUCCAAGCUCCUGAGGUCCUCAAGAAGCCAGAGAAUCCUGAAACAAAUAUUACUCCCACCUGGGACCCCCAGAGCAUCAGCGCACAAAGCAGAACGCCCUGCUUUCCUGCUGGCGGAUCCAAAUCUUCAACGUGGCCUUUACCGCACCCCAGCCAGCACGGCGCCAGAUCCUCCUACCACAGCAUUGCGGACGUGUGUAAACUGGCCGUGUGCCCUGCAGGGGCACCAGCCACUUUGCUGGACAAAACAGGAGAGGAUGUUUUAAAACCCUCUAAAACCAUGAAGACCAGACAGGAAGAGGAGGCAGCCACGCAGAGGGAGGGGAAAAGCUUCCGUUCCAAGACAGACCCAGACGCAGCCUGGCUGCUGCCGCAGGAAAAAACGCCCUUCAUCUCCACAAAACCCGUGGAUUAUGUGGAGAUUCACAAGAUCAACAAAGAUGGAGCCCUGUCCUUGCUACCAAAACAGAAAGAGAGCCGCCAGCGUGCAGAGAAGCCCAGGGCUCCUGAAACCAGCAAGGAGUACGCGAAGGUGUCCAAAGUCAUGGAUAACAGCAUCUUGCUGUUGGUGCAAGACCCAGGAGCUGAAAACGAGGCUUUGUUGGAAGAAUCAGCCAAGAAGGCUCUGCCUUCGCUUGAACAGAAUCAAGCCGAGAAAGACAUGGUCUUCUUCACGGGGACACCAAGCAACUGCAGGCUCCAGCUGGGCGGCUUGGAUUAUCUGGACCCCGCAUGUUGUAUGCACUCCUUUCACUGACAGCUUCACUGAUGGAAGGAUUGGUGAAAAUGUGAUUUUUCUUCAGGUAACACUACAGAGUACACAAAAACACAGUUAGCUAGAGACUGGGCCAGGUGUAGUCAGAUGGACGCUACUAAAUUUCACGGCUACUUUCACGCUCCAUUUUCAACCAUUUGCCUCUUUCUCCACAGCUGAUCAUUCUGCUUCCUAAGUGUGAUAUGUAAAUUUAUUUUUUGCAGUUAGUUAUAAAAUUAUGUGUUCAGUGAAAAAAAAAAGCACACUGCUUAGUGUUCUUGAGAGAUGGUGCCGGUAGGUACAACUUCUGGAAAAGGCUUUCAAGGUUGGUAUGUGAUGGUUGGAAAUGAAAUGGUUAAAAUUGUUUUUACCACAGGGAGGUGAGAGGUCUGUGGGAAAUGCCGUGAAAACUGCUUUUGAAAGCCAAAUGCUGAAACUUCACACUCCUCUUCCCUUUGAUGAGAUUAGGAUUAUCCAAACAUAACACAUUCUAAAAACAGAAUGCAUUCUAGAACACCUGAUAAAUCGUUCACACCCCUUCCUAUGUUUCACUGACAUGUUGCCCAUAUGCAAGUAAAAUCGUGCUCCAAUUUUUUCCUUAAAAUUGUUAAGAUAUGGUAAACAUGAUUUUCUUUCUCCCAAUUUUAUUUUAUUCUAAAACCUCCAGAGAAUCAAGUUUUGGAAAUUAACAUUUUCUCACACAAGAGGCAAAUGAAUACCAUGUGGUGAAUCCUUUUAGGAUGUUUUCCUGCUUUAUUUCAGCAAAACAGUAAAAAAAACAAAUCCCAAAAGACUAACUUUAAAGGCUAAUCACAGCAGGAUGCUAAUGGAAAUACUGCCUUACUGUACAUACAAAUUCUUCUUUACUAUAAACCCACUAGUUUAACCUGUAUUUUUGAAGACUAUUUUUCUAUCAUUUGGUAAAAUAAAAUAAUAUUUUCUAUAUUCCCAGUACAGCUGUUUACGUAUUCAGUGGGUACACUAUUUUCUGCUACAAGGUUUAGUGAGUAUUUACACAGUAGUAUAUGCAGUCUCUGUUUAUGGAGGAAAAUGCCAUACCAACCCAACGCCCACUGAGGAAUAUUAAGUAGAUGGCAAAAUUCAAUUUCCAGCUCCAUAUAGUUUAUCUGAUUCUUUUUAUCUCAACAAUACCUACCACCACCUAUAACCUAGAGUUUUAGGACUCUUAAUAGAACAGAAAUUAUUUCUCCUGUGAGCUUCAGGCUACUCUGGGGUUUCUUCCCAUCUCUGGGUAAAUCUUCCUAAAGCUACCGUGAAGGAGGAAAGCAGUAUCUUCUGACACGCUGUUUUAGAGAGAGGUUUGGUUUUAUUUUUCUGAGCAAUCUUGGGCGGGCAAAAACAAAUUAAGCAAAACCAGGAGUUAGUAUCUCUCUGAAGUAGAUCCAUUUGCAAAAUCUUGGCAAAUCUUGGCAGUGAGAGCACUCAGAAGUGUCCAAAUAAAAGUUCUAGGAAAGCAGUUCUUUGUAGAGUGAUGGGAACCACUCCAAAGGUCAGGGUAAGAAGGUAAGAAUUUCCAAGUCAGUUCAAAAGCCAGACUCCCUGAGAGGGGUCCAAUCUUGGAUCUCCAUUUUAAAGGGAUCAUUCAUCUAUGUGAGCAAACUGUCUCCCUCUCUUUUUCAUUUUUACUGCUGGUAAAUCUAUUCUCCAUCACCCAUUCACUAGCUGGACACCGAGAACUUGAGCACGCUUCUGUGAGUUAAAUCUUCCACUCCAAUAAGCCUAUGUUGAUAGGGACUGGUCUGUUUGAAGGUAAAGACAGUGCCCGUGCUUUCUUUGCAAAAGCAAUUGACACAAAGCUCUAUUUCCCAAUAUAUAUGCAACAUCUGUGAGUGAGGGAAGCAUGUGGGAAAGGUGUCCACGCAAAUUGAGUCCUCGGAGCGUCUGAGGACCCCUGCAGCCGCAUCACCUGAGUGCUGCUGGGGAAUUCUGUUUGCAGAAUCUCAGGCCCCACCUCACAUCUACAGAACCAUAAUCUGCAUUUCCCUAAGAUUUCUAGGUGAUUCACAUGCACAGUGAAGUUUGAGAAGCACUGCCUUCAAUGACCAUUUCCACUACGGGCUGUUUUAGUGAGCAGAAAUAAUCCUCUCUUGGAAAGUACACAUCAAAUCUGUUUGGCUUUUAAUGAACAACACUGUAUGUAAGCAGAAGGCAAAAAAAAAAAAAAAAUCAUGGUCUAAGAUUUGCAAAUUGCUCAAUCUUAUAUGACUGCACAUAAGAGAAUGACUUGCAAAAAUACAUCAAACUUCCAAGAGGCAGGCAGGAUAGUCUACCUUGGGAGGCAUUAACCAGAGGCAAAGACCUUCAAAGCCAAUACAGACUAAACCUUGCCAAACAUAGUUCAUCCUUCUCUAAGAUAUAUACCAAUCAUUUCUAUAGCUUGAAAACUUAAUAAAAAUAAUCUGGUUCAUGGCCUAAUCUCUAAAAAAUGUCAAUUAGCCACUCUGAUCAAGACUUUAAUUCUGUGGUCAAUUGGCAUUAUUUGAAUUAAGUUUUUUAAUGGUCUAACAUGUUUUCUAUCAAGGAGUCAACUGUUCAAAUGAAAACAUAAAGACUGAGUUUGAGUCCUAUUUUGCCUUAGACCAAUUUCCUUCUCUGAGCUUUAGUUUCCCCUGAAGAAGAUGUUGGACCAAAUCAUUGCUAAGGUCUUUGUAAACUCUAAGUCCUUGACUUCAUUACUUACUAAAUAUUUUUCUGCAAAGAUAAUUUGUCCCAAUGCCUUGUACCUUAACGAAGCUGACAAAUAAUUGCUCUUCUUCGUGGAAAUAUGAAGUAAUCUUCAGUGAUCUCAGUAAUCUUCAUUACACUUCACUUUUUAAAUCAUCUGUUCCGAUUGAUCUUGUAUUACACAUGUAUUACACGUGCAUUUUAUAAGUCAUGUAAAUAUGAAAUCAUAUUCUAAGAUUAUGUGUAGAAAUAUAUGUGUAGAAAGAAGAGGCAUGAGAUAGAAAAGAGACAUAAUGGAUAAAGCACUAAAACUUUAGAAAUAUGAUUUUGUGCUGAAUCAAGCCAUACUCAUUUCUUGCCAAGUCCAAUAGCCUCAACUCUCUUGUGUCUGGCUAGUAAUUUCUUUUCCUGUCAUCUUAAAUUAUGAACAAUCAUUGCACAGUGGCUUAAUAAGGCUUAUGCUCUGAGUUAUAAAAAGUUGUAUUUUUAUAAACAAAUACCUGAAUAUUCAAAGCACAUGGAAACUGGAUCUAGUCAAUGGCUGAUUUAUGGAAACUUAUGACCCAAGUAGCAAAAUGUUCUCUGAUCAGUUUCAACAAAUGUACAUAUGACCCCCUAAUAUGAGCACAAGUUAACACAACUGUGUGAGAUAUUUAAGAUUCUGCAUUUACUAGAUAAAUCUAGUAAAUGAUCUAUCUAGAUUCUAUCUUAAGAAUCUAAGUUUUCUUAAGUGCCUAUGACCAAUCCUAAUAAUCAGUCCUAUACUGAAGUCUGCCCUUAACUGGUUUGGCACAAGAUCCAAGCAGUGUGACUCUUUGGCCUGGGUGACCCAACUGAGUUGAGAAUCUUUUGAGCUAAUGAGCAACCAGGGGCUCCUGAGUUCCAGGGAUCAGUUUGGCUUUGGAAGAAAUCUGGCUCUCCCUCAGGCUGCUCACUGCUGCCCAUCACUUGAAGACUUGGCUUUGCCUUAUCUCCUUAGAGUACACAAGAAAGAAACAGAUUGGUACAUAUUUUACAAAGUGCCUUCCUUUAGUUUUGUUUUGUUUUAAUUUUUCAUUUUGUAGGAAAAGUGUAUUGAUUGGAAAGUAAGCUUUAUAGGGAUUCUUUAAUGUAAAUGAAUGGAGGAAUAAAAAGAGGAAAAACCAGAAGGGGAACAACAAAAUGGCUAAAACCAACCCGCAAGCAUUCAGUGAAUUUUUGUGCAUUGUUUAAUUGAAGUACUAUAGAGCUGAUGUGAGUAGUGUAAUUUACUUUGCCUGACCAAAAAAACAAAAAAAAAUGAAUCUGGCUAUGAUUUGGGGAUAAGCUUUUCACCUUGUGAUUUGGAGGUUGCUGUGAGCUGUGUGACGCCACGGCACUCUACCGAGGGCGAUAAGGUGAGACUCUGUCUCUACAAAAAAAAAAAAUAAAUAAACAUGAAACCCUUGAUUUUAACAUAUUGAUGCACUUUUGAAUGUCACUAAAUUGCAUGCCUAGGCCAGAAAGGAAACUACAUGUACAUUGGAACUUUGCACAUGGAUAGAAAAUAUUAAUGAUUUUGAAUUACCAUCCCUAGUGUGACUAACAUAGAUUUGCUCCUGAUAAAAGCCUCAAGUGUACUGAAGUGGACAAAUUUCCUUUGCUACCUUUUGGCUCAAGCACAACAGUGUCGUUGCUAGCUAGUGACAGAGCACUCAAUGUCCAGGACCAAAUCACAUCACUGCCACUCAAUAGGCUCUAAGACCUUAGGUAAGUCCUAUAAAAUCUGGUCACCAGUUUUCUCACUUGUUAAAUAAGUGAGUUGGCCUAAAAUGUUUCUUAGACCUCUUCCAGCUCUGUUUGCAAUUCUCACCAUCUAAGUAAAAUCCAAGGUCUCAGAUCAAAGGCAGGUAUAGUGUGAGAAUGGCCGGCAUGCCCUUGACCUGCGGCAGCAAACAUGAGACUAUGUUCUUUAACAAUGUACAAGAGAAAAACAGAGAUCCAGGCCUCCAAGUCAGAUUGAUUUAACAUCCUUGUUUCCUCUCUUCCUUUCCUAGCUUUACAUACUUGUAGGCUUUUUACUCCCUCGCUUCAGGGUCUGUUAUUUUUUCUAAGGGUUAGUAGCAACCAUUGGAUCUGCAAAAAAAUGAAAUUACUCAUAAAGAAUUUGGGCCUGCAAAGGACUAUGUAAAUGGUUAAAUCAGCCACACAGAUAUCCAAGAACAAGUAGAAGGUCACAGCUACACCCCGUUUAGAGAUUUACAUGCAUGGAAAUCUGAGCCCAUGUCCAGGAAUUAUUUCAUUAAUUCAGAGGCCAUUAAUAAAUCCAAACUAUGUUGAUGUCUAAGUACUAGAGGUCUUGAGGAGAAAUUUUAAAAUACAGAAUUACUGCUUCAGAUCUAAUCAGAAAGUAUAUUUAUAAUUAUGACCUGGACUUAAUCAGUGAUUAGCAAAUUAUCAUUUGAAAAUCAAACAGGAGUUCUCACUCCCCAGACCUCUGUUUUUCAGAAAGAUGAGUUUUGGUCUGGGACACUCAUCGUAUCGAUUUCAAUGAAAGGAGUAAGAUAGAAAAAUUGAAAAUCAAAUGUUUCCAGAGGUUUAGGCAACUCAGGAUUUCAUAAAAUACCUAGAGUGACCUACUACACAGAAAUGUUAUUGAACCUGAUAAAUCUAUAAUCUAUUCAGUGUUCUGAGUUUCUGGCUAAGGAAUGUACAUAAUUCACAUCCUCAUAGACCAGCAUCUGUUUUGUCUACAUGAGUUCCUUGACUUUUUGCUCUCAUUUCUAUUUAGAAAGGACUAAGCCACAAUAAAAUAGAAAAACCUAUCCUGUUUUAUAAGGUUGUGUCAAUGAACAGAAGGACUCCUGGAUAAUCUUACUCUAUUAAUUAACAUAUUACCUGCUACUGAUCAAAAGAAAAAAUUAACUCAAAAACAUUAGCAACUGAAGUACUAACAUUCAAAAUAACCUUUAACAGUUAUGUGAAAUUAUGCUUCACCUAAAUAAAUGUCAAAAUACAGUCUGAUUUUUUUUCCGUGCAUUUUGCAAAUCCCAUGAGAAAAUGAUUUUUACCGUGUUAUCUAAAAUUGGAACACAAUAUGGCAAAGAUACCUCAGAAAAAUAAUUUGUUUUAUAAAAUUCUAGAAUAAACAGAUUUUGAAUUUUUAAAAGUAACUACCUCCCCUUCAUGUCCUCACAUCCAUCCUUCAAAGCUGCUUGUAGUUUAGAAACAAAAGUCACAUCUCAUACUCGGUUUUUCAGUGGCAUAGUUGAUGUAUUUGUCAUGUAACAUUCCUGACUUUCAAGUAACUGUAACUGUUGUAUUAUUUUGUAUUAUAUUGUUUUAUGUGGUUUAAAAUAGUAUAUGCCACGUUGAAAUAUAUAAUCCUUACAUUGUAAAACUCAUCAUGUAAUACAAAUGAAAAUCGAUAUUUAGGACUUACAGUCUAUCCAUAUGUAGCUUCAAUAUGAUUGUGUCUGCAUCUGUAAAACAAAACUGAAAAAAAAAACAUGUAAUCAUCUAUUUCUGUUGAAAUUUUGAAAAUGCUGAUUUUUUUCUUAUUCUUAGUCUAGAAGUAGGAUCAUGCACCAUUCAUUGUACAACUGCUCUGGAGUGUUAUGUAUUUAAUGUACAGUCGAACAAUUUUUUAAAAGUCAACUCCUUGGCUUUGCUUCUUGUCACUGAUGAUGGCUUCUCGAGUGUCACUUGCAUCAUGAGGCUUGCCUUUGUGCUUUUUGUUUUCAACAGUGGAAGUGUCUCGUGUGGAAACCAAAGCAAUCUAGAACCAGCUGUUGGGCAAUCGUGUCUUCUGUAAAGCCAUAUGAAGUAUAGCUAUAUAAUAGCAUAAGGUUCCAUAUUUUCAAAGCUAUCACUACCUCGGCCGUUGUUCUUUCUCUAGCAAAUGCCAAGCCAAAUUCUUCAACAUUAAAUGGGAAAUUAGAAGUGAUUGUUAGGAUUGAUAAAUUGCUGGGAUUGUUUUGUUUUUGUUUUUGUUUUUUACAUGAGAAUAUACUUUCUAAUUUACCACUUUGCAGGUUUGUGCUACGGUUUCUGAAUAACCAUUCUUACAUCGUUACAUUUUGUAAAAACCAGCUGACAAAGUUUAGAAAGAAUAUAAGUAAGCCAUCAGAUGAAAAACUAAUAAAACCAUGGAGUGUGUAUUUUUCCUAAUUAUAAGUCACAUCAAGGUAGUUGUUACAAGCCACAAUAAUGAUUAUCUCCCGCAAAUUGAUUUCUCCAACCUCCCUAGAAAUAAAUCUUUUCCACAUUUGAUUUUAACCAACAAACGUAAUCUGGUAUGGGAAAACUCAGCCAUUUAUCAAAUCUUGUUUUUAUUUUAAAAAUUCAUUUCUAUAUGUAGUUUUUCUGAUGUUUAUUUUUUCUCUUUUGAGCCUUAAAGACAUAGAAUUAUAGACUACCAUAGUCAUCUGAUUUGUUAUCCUGCACUUUUUCAUUCUGUAAAUCUUUGUUUAUUAUACUUUGGGCUUUCUGUUUUCCGUGGAUUUAUUCAUUUGUCUCCUUGAAUUUUGUGGAGACAACACAGAUAGUUUAAUCUUUGUCAAUAGCAUGGGCUAUUAUGCUAUUAUCAUAACAUCUCCAUUUUUACUGCAUGCCAAAAACAAUGCUUGCCAAACAAAAAUCCCAAAAUAAUAUGGUCAUUAUUUUUCUAUCACAUCAUUAUUAAAAAUACCCAGCUCAGUGCCUGGCACAAUAAAGAUUUCCCUUACUUAUUCAUCCUCUUUUUUGUUUUUCUUUCAUUUAAAAUGGAGAUGAACAGAAUAACACGUGCGUGGCUAAAGAAAUUUUUUUGAGGAUUUUUUUUUUUUUUUGGCUGCUGAAAUAUCUAUAAUCCAGGAUAUAAUUUGUACGAGUUGAACCGAAACAAUUUUUCCCCUUUAUCCUCACCCUUCCAUAUGAUCAUAAAACAAAUAUUCCCUCUCUUAACUCAGCCCUUUCACAGGAGAGGCUGCAAGAAAAAUAAGAUGAGAUGGAACCAGGUGCAUAGAGGUUACUGAGAAGCUUAUAAAGGAAGAGCCAAACUAUAAAAAAAAAAAAAAAAGUGAGGGCGCCUGUGGCUCAAAGGAGUAGGGCGCUGGCCCAUAUGCCAGAGGUGGUGGGUUCAAACCUGACCCUGGCCAAAAACUGCAAAAAAAAAAAGUGGAAUACCUUUGAAUGGUAUUAUUCAUCCACAUUAUUAACAAGGUCUUUUCUGACAAAAUUCAUCAGAUGAAGUGUAAAUGAUGAUCUUAUACUUUUAACAGAUGUAGACCUAGAAAUCUUUACCUGUUCAUGCUUGCAUUACAGAAUUGUGAAAUGGUUUGUGUGUGGGCCUGUUUUACAAAUUCUCCUCUGGCUCCUCUUAAUUCCUUAAUGCCAUGUCUUACAGAAGAAUGAGAAAUUUCUUUCUUAUGUGAGUAUCAUGCCCUAAAACUUGGCUUCAGUCAAAAGCAAACAAACAAACAAAACAAACUGGCUUUUCCCCUGCCUAUACUAGAGCCAUCUGCCUUUAAUUCUCCCAUCCACUUGUGUUUUUAAGUUGCAAAAUUGGAAGUAUCUGUCACCAGACACAGGAUUCACACAAUGAACGAUGACCUGAACAAGUAAUACGGAGCUAAUUUUCCAAAAGUAUUGCAUGUGUUUUCCUGAAAGAAAGCAGAAAUUAUAUAUUGCCACAACUUGCCAGAAUCCCAUCUGAAACCUUAACCCUGUCAGACUUCCUACAACUUACUCAUCAAUCAAGUCUUAUACAUUUUAAAUCUCACCAAGUUUUUAGGGACUGGGAGAUAACACUUCCAUUUAAGAGAAAUCUUGAAAUCUUGAGGUGAGGGAGCAAAAUGGGACAGGGAAGGAAAUGACGACACAGGGUUUAUUAAGGAGCCCCCAGCAGGGAAUCUCCUGGCCAGAACAAGAAAGACCGAUUUCUGCUGGCUAUACCUUUGAGAGUCCCUCCAGCCCCUGCAGAUGAAACUGCACCUGUUUUUGAUAUUGUCAAAUGUAUUCUAAUUUGGAGUCGCAGUGUCUAAACUGGAAUUCUUUUAUUUACAACAUCUUCCACCCUCCCCAUGACACCCUUUAACUCAGCUGCUCAUGCUAGUAAGCACUUUUUUCUUGUUGUCAUCAGGCUCAUGUUAAAAUGUAUGCUUACAAACUGACUUGAAACACAGAUAUUUUUAUGAAUGCAAUAAAAUGUUUUUGUAAGGAAAUGCAAGAGGAUAUUAUUGAAAUGAAGCACCUCAUGGUUGUUGGUUGCUGAACACUUGUAUGAGAAAAAGGAGCUCAGGAAUUUUUAUUACUGUAUUUAUAAAUGUGUUUGAAAGAAUUUGUAAAUGUCACAGGUACAUUUUUAAGGUGACACGUUUGGUCAUUACAAAAUUAUCAAAAAUUACCAAGUGUGCUUAAAUGAGAUUUGCCAAUUUUACUUUACAUGAUCAAUAUUGAUAUUGUUGCUGAACUAUGUAACUUUAUUAUGCAUUUUUCAAUCCUUUUUCAGAGCAAAUGCUUUUGCAAUGGUAGCAAUGUUUACUUUAAAUUGAUUUAAUAAAUUAUUUCCUGAGCAA